Molecule: messenger RNA, 1758 nt
Organism: Salvia miltiorrhiza (redroot sage)
Lineage: Eukaryota; Viridiplantae; Streptophyta; Magnoliopsida; Lamiales; Lamiaceae
Product: probable transcription factor At1g61730
Exons: 1
Coding region: 397-1524 (375 amino acids)
Biological process (GO): regulation of DNA-templated transcription
Cellular component (GO): nucleus
Source: RefSeq, a predicted model, not a curated record
UAUUUAUCAAAAAUAGGCUACGAUCAAACAAUGUAAUAGAAUAUACUGCUUCACAAAUACUAAACCUAACAAGCAAAGAUGAAACACUAUCUGAUCUUUUCAAAUCAAAAUUUUGUGGCACAACUUUAACAUCUUUACUAUGCAGCAUCGUAUAUUCUUAACGAUAAGUGUAGCCCAAAACUACAUAUUGGGGCGGGCUUCUUUGCUCACAAUGUAAUGGGCUUAUCAUAUAAGCCCAAUGGAAUGCCAAGCUGCAUUGCGCUUACACUUCAGUUUGGGCAGUGUAUGCACUCAUAAAUAAUUGGGAUUGGAAUUUUCUCAAAAUUGGGUAGCGCUAUACACAAUCCCUAGUUUUCUUAUAUCAACCGCUCCACUUUCUGUGAUUCUCUCUGAAAGAUGCCGAAACAUCGUGAGCCUGUUAAGCCGGUGGAGUCCCAAUCGGAUUCCGGCGAAGAAGAAGACGAGGAAGCUUCUUCUGAAGACGACUCACAAGAAUCGGAGUCAGAAACCGAACAGACGCAGACAGCGACGCAAAAGAAACCCCAACCUCAGAUGGCCGCCAAAUCCCAGCAGCUCCCGCCACAGCAGGCUCCUUCUUCCUCCGAGGAAGAUGACUCCGGAUCUGAAACCGAGUCGGAGUCUGACGGACUAGAUUCGAAUGCGGGGCCACCAGCGUCCAAGCCAAUGGAAGAGACUCAGAAAUCAAGCAAUGAGGCUAGGAAGGCCAGAUCCAAGCCAAAUGCUCCGGAGCCCAUUACUCCAACAAAACCCGCCGCUGAAAAACGCCCUGCUGAAGGUACGGCUACUACUAAGAAUACAAAGAGGUUGAGGAAGACCGUCGAAGGUGAUCCUUCGGAGAAAAAGUCCAAUCUUUUUCAGAGACUCUGGAGUGAGGAUGAUGAGAUUGUCAUCUUAAAAGGGAUGAUCGAUUAUACCUCCAAAUAUAAAUCCGAUCCAAUUUGGGAUUUGAAUGCUUUCCAUGAUUUUAUCAAGAAAAAUUUGCAUAUCGAUGUUACGAGAACUCAGUUGCAGGAUAAGAUUAGGAGGCUGAAGAAGAAAUAUGAAAACAACAAGAGCAAAGAGAAGGAGGGUAAAGAGAGGACCUUUUCGAAGCCCCACGAGCAGAACGCUUAUGAUUUGUCGAAAAUGAUAUGGGGGAAUGAAAGUGGUAAAGAAAGUGGGGGUGUUAAAGUGGUAGCAAGUCCAAAAGCAAAUGGCAGUAUGGCCAGCAAAACGGCAAGUAAGAAGGUCAAUGCCGCGGAGAGUGAAGAUGCGGUGGUUGUGAGUGGUGAUGGAGAAAAGUCGCGUGCGAAGAGGCUGAAUUUCAAUUCUGUUGGUGCGACUAUAGAGGAGAGGAUGAUGAUAUCUGGUGGCGAGUAUUUUGGAUUGGGGCAAGGGCUAGAGGGGGAACAAGAUUGGCAAAAACUGAGAGUGGAGGAGUUGGAGCUCCUCCAGAAACAGUUGGAGUUGAGGGUAGAACAGACCAAGCUUGUCUUGCAAGUGAUGAAGGAUCGCAUGUUAUGAAGGCCAGCCCAGGGAUCACUGAGGUGCAGGAAGCUAACUUUUUCUUAAUGAAUGCUACUGUUAUAAUUGUAGGAUUUUCAGUUAUUUUGUGUCUAUGCUACAUUCUGCACUAAGUAUUGGGUCCUGAGUUUAUGUUUUGUUAGCAUGGUUUCGACUUCGACUCGUUCAGUGUCUAUCUAUUUCUUUUGUUAUCAUUAUAUUUUGUUUAAUGUGAGUUGUUACUUUUUAUGUUAA